GCGCGACUAUUUUGGUAAGCGUGGCACGGUUACCGCCAGGGUCAUGCCGCGUCCGUACAACCUCACAAAGCGCGUGCUCUUCUCGCUCGCCUUCCUUUCUCCCCGACUACCAACUCCUCUCGCCUCAAGCCUCCUCCCUUCGCCCGUCCCUCCCUCCUGCCUCUUCUGCCCUGCUUCCCUCGCUGGCCGACCCCUCCUGCACCGUACCCACAUUUAAUGGUCUGCACCACAUGGUCGCGCCCGCCACAGUCUCACCCCCGCAGCCCCAGGCAUCCGCCAACCACCACUAUGGCACGCGCAUCCGUUCAAACUCGGUCAUCAAGCCCUCCAUCCGUCUCCGCCAUUCUGCGGCCUCUGCGGCACCCCCUCCGAGGCGCAUCAAGCCCGCGCCAGUGUCCAAGUCCAAGCACGCGCCCGUGACUCCCGAUGUGCCACCGCCGGACUGUCCACCUUUCCCCCCGGACCAUGUUAUGUUACAUCAUGACGACGCGAACAGCAAGGUCUUCAUGGCCAUAGGGCGUUCGUUCAUGUCUGUCAAUAAUCGCGCUAUGACUAUCAAGGACCUUGCUGAGAUGACUAUGAAGUACGGUAUAAUGUGCCAAAACGUGUCCGCCGCAGGCCAAGCUAUCACCACCUAUAUCCGGAACCACCUUCAGCGCUGCGAAGUUCAACAGGACCACCCAUUGCUUCUCCGACACGUUCUCUCUGGUACAGCAUCCGAUGAUGAUCUUCUGCCUGCCCUGCACUCCCGCACGGGUGGCGCACCUUGUUCGCUCAGCCCGUCCGACACCAGAAUUACGAACUUUAGGCGCGGAACCAUGGUUUGGUACCUGAGCAGGGCCGCCGGCGCGCCGUGCCCGUUCGCCAGGUGCGGGAUUCGCUUGUGCGACUACACUGAGAGCGGCAAGGUUGGCAGCUUUCCAACCCACAGCCACGAGAAGAAGCGCGAGAAAGAUCGUCUCCGCCGUUCGGAGCAAUGUGGCCAGAAGCGGAAGCGCUUGUUACGCAGCGCGUUUGCUGAUAAAGGAUCAGACUCGGAUUCUAUGAGCGAGGAAGAGAAGCGGCCCCCAAAGGUGAAACUCACGUUGCGCCUUCGACCACUCCGCGCGUCUAGUUCUGGGGCCUCGUUGCCGGCAUCUCCCUCGCCGCAAGAUGAAGAAGCCUCUGCAUGUCAAUCGCAGUCGCACUCGCCCCCGGAGAUCAUUGACCUUUCCAAGGACGACUCUGACCUUGACUCGUCGGACUCCGAAGAGAACUCAGACGACGACGAUUCGAUGUCGGUGGAUUCUUCAUUGUCCUCUGACGCCGACGAAGAGAUGUCACCUGCACCUGCCCUGGGCGGCGAUGCGCUAUCACCUUCCGCAUAUGGCGCGCACCCAACCUUCUCCUCAGCCUCCCCAGACGUUUAUCGACGCUCGCCUUCUGCGUCUCCUCCACCAGACAGUGAAGACGAAGAGGACGACUAUCACGACAGUAUGACGAACUUCCGCCGUUACUCGCUGGAUCGCUAUUCAUCCUGGGAUGACGAAGACGAGGACGAGAUGAGUCUCGAUGACAACUUCUGGGACAUCGCCAACGACGCGGAGACGCAGUGGGAUAGCCCUGGCCCGCGAUCACCUUCCGCCCAGUUCGAGGACAGUAUCUUCGUCAAGGAAGAGCCGAGCGAUCUCAGUGGCAUUCUCGAUGCUUGGGAUGACCUCGACGCCAAGGGCGACCUCCGGGUCGUCGACGUCGUGCUCCGAGCCGCAGCCGGCCUUGACGCGGGUUUUGUCAAGCCGAAACUCGAGGAGAUCGACCGAUGGGAGCUGUCACAUUUCGCCAGCACUAGCUCGGAUAGCUUCACGACAACCCCGAUAGACGACGGUACCAGCGAUAUCAAGGAGGAAGAAGUCGAGAGCGGCGUCUCGUUCCUGACACGGGGGAUGCGAACCCCUACCCCUGACUGUGCCUCACUACCUCCGUCGCCGAUUUCGCCCAUCUCACCGUCCCCUCUUCCGUCGACGUCUUUCGUGGCAGAGCGCCGGGACAGCCACCUCAUAUGGCGCGACGCCGAGCUCCUAGGUCCGGACAGUCUCAAGCCGCAUGAUCUCGCUGAGGGCGACUGGCGAGAAGGCCGGAGGAGCAGCGAUAUCGCGUCACCCGUUGCCGAACAAACUGAGCCAACGGCUUUGGCCUCAACGGGCGCGUCGGGUGGUGCCUCUCCCCAGGGUCAGCAGGCACGUGUGGGGCCGCUACCACCGCGUUUGGACUUGACUGCGCCUGGCAGGCGGGAACAAGGUUAUCUUGUUCCGGAUCUGUCUUCCCCGUCCCUGCUCUCGUCGUUGACUUCGCUGACGAUCCACACUCCCACGUCCCCCGAGGCGCCCAAGGCUGCUUCCCCAUUGUCCUCCUCGCUUCAAGCUCCUGGGCUCGCUGCGCAGCAUGCCUCGUUGCGGCCUGCUCAGGACGAAGAGCCUAGAAUCAUUCAUACAUGCCAACCAUGCGAUCCUCCCAUCGUUGCCACGCAGCUGGAAGGCGUUAGUGUAUAUCAGAUGACACUUGGGUCAUCUCUAAUCUCCCGAAGGGUCGACACCGGUUUCGUUCAAGUCGAUCCUCUCCUGAAACAGCUCGGGCUUUCAUCCUCGUCCUCGCCGUUCCCGAACGCUAUCUCCAUAACGAAGGGCUCGCCGCAGGUGUGCGGUAUCUGGUUACCGCUGGCCGCAGCGCGCGACCUGUGCAAGGAUCAUUCCGCGAUGUCCAUCUUUCUGGCUGAUGAGCUGCCAGAUCGCUUCCCCUCAACUCUCCAGGAGCUUACCCGACAUGCGCACCCGUUCAGCAGAUGGCCGGGCUCGUUUGGGCAACACUUCAAGUCGACCAUCGAGGCGAAGCGCCAGUCGCUCUCGGCGCACCGUCUCGACUUCGGUGCUGAGGAUCAAGACAUGUCACACUGGGAGAGCGAGGAGCACUUGAUCUCGGUGCAGUCUGCGUUCGCGCUGACGCAUGCGAUCCUCCCGACGCCCGCGACGUCCCUGGAGGAGCACCUGGUGCCUGGGCUGCCGCUCAGCCCUGCCGAGGAGAAGAUGUUCAGGGAGCUGUGCUCUGAUCCAGAGUGGGAAUCGCCCACGCCCCCUCCGGAAAGCGCCGCUCUGGACCAUGCAGAAGCGGCGGUCGAGGUUCCUCCUGCCGAGGCUUCUGCGAGCGGGAAAGGGAAGGAGCCACCGGGCCAGGACCGGCCACUGCGUCGGUCGAAGCGGGUCGCGGACGCCAUUGCGAACCGGUCCAGGACGCGCUCGAGCAAGAGGGGCUCGCGUAGCUCGCUCUCUUGAAUGUGUGCGUCGGCACACAGUGCAUGCACAGAGGUGCUGCACCAG
Rhodofomes roseus is the source of this 3350-nucleotide messenger RNA. RefSeq lists its product as uncharacterized. Gene Ontology annotation, molecular function: DNA binding. The record is from RefSeq and is a predicted model, not a curated record. The transcript has 4 exons. Lineage: Eukaryota; Fungi; Basidiomycota; Agaricomycetes; Polyporales; Fomitopsidaceae. The coding region runs from base 231 to 3305 and encodes 1024 amino acids.